Messenger RNA from Heteronotia binoei (common prickly gecko), 1434 nucleotides. RefSeq names its product zinc finger protein OZF-like. NCBI's taxonomy places the organism in Eukaryota, Metazoa, Chordata, Lepidosauria, Squamata, Gekkonidae. Gene Ontology annotation, molecular function: RNA polymerase II cis-regulatory region sequence-specific DNA binding; DNA-binding transcription factor activity, RNA polymerase II-specific. Gene Ontology annotation, cellular component: nucleus. The transcript is spliced from 3 exons. The record is from RefSeq and is a predicted model, not a curated record. Bases 1 to 1434 code for a protein of 477 amino acids. Gene Ontology annotation, biological process: regulation of transcription by RNA polymerase II.
AUGACGGCUCCAGCGCUCAAAAAUCCCACUGGAGUCAUUGGAGAAGGGAAGAGACUGGCCAGGAAAAGGAAACCAGAGGUUUAUCAAAGCAAUGAGGAGGCUGAGGAACUUCAUCAACAACUGCCAGACAGAUUUAAAAAUGAAGAGUUGAACAACGACGCCAGGAAUCAAGGUGGACCUAAGAGGAAAAAAGGCUGCAGUGUGGUUCAGAAGUGUGAUGGACGAAAGCGGAAUCUACAUUUUCCAAAGCACAGGAUAAUGAAGACAAAGUGUGAAAAAAAAUUCAGUACAAGCGACAGUCUUCAAAAGCAUCAGAGAACCCACACAGGGGAGAAACCCUUUGAAUGCUUAGAGUGUGGAAAGAGAUUCAGUGGGAGUAGCAGUCUUCAGUAUCAUCAGAGAACCCACACAGGGGAGAAACCUUUUGAAUGCUCCGAGUGUGGAAAGAGAUUCAAUGCGAGCAGCAAUCUUCAGCAGCAUCUAAGAACCCACACAGGGGAGAAACCUUUUGUAUGUUCGGAGUGUGAAAAAAAAUUCAGUACAAGCAACAGUCUUCAACUGCAUCAGAGAACCCACACCGGGGAGAAACCUUUUGAAUGUUCCAAGUGUGGAAAGAGAUUCAAUGCGAGCAGCAAUCUUCAGCAGCAUCUAAGAAACCACACAAGGGAGAAACCUUUUGAGUGUUCGAAGUGUGAAAAAAAAUUCCGUACAAGCAACAGUCUUCAAAAGCAUCAGAGAACCCACACCGGGGAGAAACCUUUUGAGUGCUCCGAGUGUGGGAAGAGAUUCAAUGUGAGCAGUUAUCUUCAGCAGCAUCUAAGAACCCACACAGGGGAGAAACCUUUUGAGUGUUCGAAGUGUGAAAAAAAAUUCCAUAGAAAAGACAGUCUUCAAAAGCAUCAGAGAACCCAUACAGGGGAGAAACCUUUUGAGUGCUCCGAGUGUGGAAAGAAGUUUAGCCAGAGUGGCCAUCUUCAAUAUCAUCAGAGAACCCACACAGGGGAGAAACCUUUUGAGUGUUCAGAGUGUGGAAAGAGAUUCAGUACAAGUGGCAACCUUCAAUGUCACCAGAGAACCCAUACAGGGGAGAAACCUUUUGAGUGCUCCGAAUGUGGAAAGAGGUUUAGACAGAGUGGCUAUCUUCAACAUCAUCAGAGAAUCCACACAGGGGAGAAACAAUUUGAAUGCUCAGAGUGUGGAAAGAGAUUCAGUCAGAGUGGCAGUCUUCAAUGUCACCAGAGAACCCACACAGGGGAGAAACCUUUUGAGUGUUCAGAGUGUGGAAAGAGAUUCAGUACAAGUGGCAACCUUCAAUAUCACCAGAGAACCCAUACAGGGGAGAAACCUUUUGAGUGUUCUGAGUGUGGAAAGAGGUUUAGUCAAAGACGCACUCUUCAGAAUCAUCAGAGAAACCACAGGGGAGAAACCUUUUGA